CCCCACGUUCCUCAUUUCCCCUCCCCCCAACCUGCAUCCUCCUCCGCGUGCCACUGCGGCCUAGCGGUGCUUGCUGAGAGGAGCCUACAUGGCGGCGACUUUGGGGAGCAGGGAGCACUGGACCGAAGGGAAGGUGUUUAUUCAGCUUUGGUCUGGACAUUGAAAAGACUAUAUAAAGUCCAUAGCAUGGCCCCCACACUCACCUGCUCAUGAAUGAUGCGGCCAUGAUUCCUGUCUUCUCCCAGAAAGAGCUCCUGAGUCAGAUAGGAGAGGCUGAUUUUCAGGGACAGUACUUGGCCUAACGGAGGUGCCGUUGCUUUGCAGCAUACAUUGAUGCAUUUAGAAGAAAUAAAUAUCCAGCUGACGAAACUACUGACAGUACUGACUUCUGUGGAUGCCAUAACUGUCUGAAUUCUAAGAAGGAAAAGAAGUUUGAGAAUGAGAGAAGUCAGGCUCAGCCUGGAGAGGCUAGCAUGACCUAUACAGAAGAACAGUUACUUGGGGUACAGAGGAUAAAGAAAUGCAGAAGUUAUUAUGAAAUUCUGGGAGUGGACAGAGAUGCCAGUGAUGAGGAUCUAAAGAAAGCUUAUCGAAAACUGGCCCUGAAGUUUCACCCAGAUAAGAACUGUGCACCUGGAGCCACAGAAGCUUUUAAAGCAAUAGGGAAUGCCUUUGCUGUUCUCAGCAAUCCUGACAAAAGAUUACGCUAUGAUGAAUAUGGAGACGAACAAGCAACUUUUGCCGCCCCCCAGCCCAGACCCUAUACUUAUUACCCAGAUUUUGAAGCUGACAUUACUCCAGAGGAGGUCUUCAAUGUCUUCUUUGGAGGACAUUUUCCUACAGGAAAUAUUCACAUGUUUUCAAAUGUGACAACAGAUGACACACACUUUUACCGUCGACGACAGAGAAAUGAAAGGGUGCAGACCCAGAAGGAAGAAGAAGAAGAAAAGCCUCAGAAUAUGUAUUCUGCAUUUCUUCAGUUGCUUCCAGUUCUCGUGAUUGUGAUUAUAUCAGUGAUUACUCAGCUGAUGGCCACAAAUCCUCCAUACAGUCUAUUCUAUAAAUCGUCCAUGGGGCACACCAUUUCCAGAGAAACAGAGAAUCUGCAGGUGCCUUAUUUCGUUGAUAAACACUUUGAAAAAAACUAUAAAGGGCCAUCACUACGUGAUUUGGAGAAGACUGUAGAAAAGGAUUAUAUAGAUUAUAUUCAGUCAAGUUGUUGGAAGGAAAAACAACAAAAGUCAGACUUGACAAACUUGGCCAGACUGUACCGAGAUGAACGCUUGAAACAAAAAGCAGAAUCACUGAAACUUGAAAACUGUGAAAAACUGUCCAAUCUUAUUGGCCUCCAUAAAGGUGGUUGACAGAAUCAUAGAUGGAUUAUUACACAAGGACAUGAGUUUUUCUUAGUUGUUCCUAUUUAUGUUAGUAAUUCCACUUUAUAAAGAAAAGAAAAUUAGAAAGUCAAGUCCAUUUUUUAUGGCUUGCUAAAACUCAAGUGGACAGAACUAAAAACAGUUGAGCCAUGGAGACAGUAACCAAUCUUCUUAUAAUCCUUUGUGUGGUCUGACUCCAAAAGCCAGUGACAGUUUAACUAAACUGAUUUCAUGGGUUUAAGUAUUUGAUCUGACACUAGUUCCACAUCAUUCCUGAAUACCCUCUGGGGACUUUGUUCCAAAAGUAGAACCAAACAAAACAUUCUCUCUUAUAGGUAGAUAAGUGUAUCAUCCCGAAAUAAACAGCCACCAUUUAGUCCUGUGCGACACACAAGCUUUAUAGCUUUAGUUAUAGCCCAUACAGCAAAUAGUACCUUUCCAUCACUUAGCAAUGUCAUUUCACCCCCAAAUCACUAGGCAGAACAUGUUUAAAGGGAAUUCCUCAUUAUUCCAUGGCCAUGAGAAGGACAUGCUUAAAGGAAAUAAAAUGAGAUAUGUAAAGCACUUUGUAAAACACUAGAUUAGUGUCCUACUAUUAUUAUUGUUGUUAAUAAUAACACAGAUAAUUCUAAACUUUCCUUGUAGCUAAUAGUUAUCACACCCCCAUUCUUUUAUUAGAGUUGCUGACAUUAGCAACACUACCUGAUUUGAGUUUUCACCUGAUUUGAAUUUUAUUCUACUCUCCUUUGGUUUAGGUUUCAGUGUACUGUGACAUUGCCAAAAACUCAGCAAUAGGCCAGAGACCAAAGAUGGAAAUACUUUAGGUCCUGGACAAUUACAAUUCACAGAUUGGCUCCUCAUUAAUUAAGAGUUGACUUGUGUUGCUCCUAAAGAACAAUAGGACAGGGGCAGCUAGGUGGCGCAGUGGAUAAAGCACCAGCCCUGGAUUCAGGAGUACCUGAGUUCAAAUUUGGCCUCAGACACUUGACACUUACUAGCUGUGUGACCCUGGGCAAGUCACUUAACCCUCAUUGCCCUGCAAAAACAAACAAACAAAAAAAGAACAAUAGGACAUCUCUGGAACUCAGGUACUUCAUCUCUAAAAUGAAGGGGUUGGAUUAAAUGACCUCAGAGGUCUUUUCUAACUCUCAGUCUAUGAUCCUAUGUGCUCCUGUAUAUUUCCUUACAGAAAAGUACAUGGUGAAAGUUCCCUCUUAGGUUUUUCACUUUAUAUGACAAAAUUCAAGUUGAAUUUCUCAACCUCGUUUAGGGGCAUGAGAGUUAGCAGAGCCAUGUUUGACAACAGAGAGAGAGAGAAAACGAUGUAAGCUGAGGUGAUGCAGACUGGGUCAAAAGGGUGGAAGAGUCUUCCCUUGAAAUCUUUGUCUCCAUAAGUUCUCUCUGCCAUUUGUAAUGGCUCCCCCUUCAGUGUCAUUUCUCAGGUUGCCUUUCAUCGACAAGAACCUUGUAAACCAAAGAAGAGAUUGCACAGAAUCAGCUCUCUUCUAGAAAACACUUCUCUGAUGGGGAAAGGGCACCUCAUUGCACAUAGUCAUUUGGUUCCUUAUCUUCCUGUUAAGAUGCUCAGUAAGACAGCUAGAAUCCUUCCUUCUUAGGGCUAGGACUGAGAUUCCCAUUUGAUGAUUACCUGUUUUUAGAAAUAGAAAAAAAGAGAGGCCCAUGGCUGGCUCUUCCAAAGCUAAAGUUCCCUUUUUCUAUGUUCUAGGAAUCUAGGUGUAUGGGUCCUGAAUUCAGCAAAGGAUAGGUCUGGAUCAUAGAACUUUGGUCUCUGAUGAACUGGAGAAUGCCCACAAGAAGGUGGGAAUAACCUCUUUUUACUGCUGAGAUAUACUCUAAAGAGUCAAGUAGUUUACUGUUUACUUUGAGGGCAUAGCCUCAGGAUCCCACUUGGUGCUUUGAGGUGUUCUUCGAAAGCCCUUGGCAAUUCUUUCAGAAAGAUCUGCACUAUAAAAUUUGUACAUAUUCAGGGAGGCCUGGGGAAAGUUGAGUUUCCUGUAUAUCUUGAAAUUAGAGCUCUCUUUUUUUUUGAUUUCUCCUAGAAAUCAAAUUAACAUGAAAGGCCCUGCUCUGAAUGGUUAUGAAUAAUAUAGACAUUUAUUUGAUAGUCAGAGAUUAGUUAUUUGUGAAACUGUUGAAUAAAGGCAGUGUUUAAUGACAUUUACAUGCCAGAGAGCAUAUAUGUUUAUAGCACUGAUGAGAGUGUUAUAUUUCUUGAGAGCAACACAACUGCAUUUGAUUUUUCCCAAAGGAACAGUUAGUUUCUGUUUUAAUAUGCUACUUGUAAUCCCCAGUAUAUUGUUACGUGAAAAUUUUCCUGUUUGUUUUAGUUAAACUAUCUGCAUGACAGUGUUUGCCACAACCUUUGGAGUAGGCCCUAACAGUAUUAAUAUUGCAGGUGAGGACCAUGCUGCUUCCUGCUGUAAAGGCAGGACAGACAUUUCUGUGCACUCUUUCCAUGUAAAUUACUGUAGGUUUGAGACUUGUGUGGGCAGGUUGAAAUGGUGCUUGGCGAAGGUGGGGACUAUUGUGCUAAAUUAUUUUAUGAAUGGAUUAUAUACACCUCUUUCUCUUUAUGUUCCAUGCUGAGUAAUGGGGGGGAGGAAAGGAAAAUCUUUCUUGCCUCCAGAGGAAUUCACAUCUUUGGAAAAGAAAAGUCACCUCAGGAUCAGCCAUCUGCUUGCUGAAAAGUUCCAGCCUACCCAUCAAGCCAAAGCUACUGACUUUCCUCAUGAUCACCUACAUGAGCAGUGCUUCCUCAAAGAAAGGACCAGGCAAGGAAUGUCAAUGAAUAAGGCUUUUGUUGCUUGAACUGCUAGGAACUACACUGAAUUCUAAGCCACACAGGUAUGUGGAAAGCACUUAAUAGCCGAGAUAAACUGUAUUUUAAUGGUCAUGAAACAAAAGAAACUCUCACUUCCUUAGUGACUAUUAUGGGAAUGUACACUUAACACAGAAACACUCUCUUCCAUUAAACUUUGGCUAAACAUCAAAGUUGUUUGUCUAUGCAUGCUGUAAUACUUUAUGGGAACUAGAGUUUAUUUUGAAUUUACUUUAGACUCACUGUUCAUUUAAGAUGCCAGCUUAGCAACCAAGCAUUUAUUUUCUGAGAGUAGUGUUACCAUUGGUUUAAGAUUUCUAAGCCUGCAUUGUAUUUACUCUAGCAAAGAAAUGUUGACUACUAGUAACAGUCUGCCCGUUCUUUAAAAAUUGAUUGUGCCAUUUGGAUGUGCCUCUGUAAAAUGUUUGGAAUUAAAGUUAUGAAUGCUCUCAACAUCA
This is a messenger RNA of Dromiciops gliroides (monito del monte), 4673 nucleotides long. RefSeq names its product DnaJ heat shock protein family (Hsp40) member C18 (gene DNAJC18). Gene Ontology annotation, biological process: cellular response to misfolded protein. The transcript has 8 exons. Lineage: Eukaryota; Metazoa; Chordata; Mammalia; Microbiotheria; Microbiotheriidae. Gene Ontology annotation, molecular function: Hsp70 protein binding. Gene Ontology annotation, cellular component: endoplasmic reticulum membrane. The record is from RefSeq and is a predicted model, not a curated record. The coding region runs from base 474 to 1364 and encodes 296 amino acids.